UCCUCAGGAGUUUCUUCCUCAGGAGUUUCUUCCUCAGGUGUGUCGUCACCAGGAGUUUCUUCCUCUGGAGUUUCUUCCUCAGGAGUUCCAUCCUCAGGAAUUUCUUCCUCAGGAGUUUCUUCCUCAGGGGUGUCGUCACCAGGAGUUUCUUCCUCAGGAGUUUCUUCAUCAGGAGUUCCAUCCUCAGGAGUUUCUUCCUCAGGAGUUUCUUCCUCAGGAGUUUCUUCCUCAGGGGUGUCGUCACCAGGAGUUUCUUCCUCAGGAGUUUCUUCCUCAGGGGUGUCGUCACCAGGAGUUUCUUCCUCAGGAGUUCCAUCCUCAGGAGUUUCUUCCUCAGGAGUUUCUUCCUCAGGAGUUUCCUCAUCAGCAGUUUCUUCCUCAGCAGUUUCUUCCUCAGCAUUUUCUUCCUCAGCAGCUUCUUCCUCAGGACCGUCUUCAUCAGGAGUUUCUUCCUCAGGAGUUUCUUCGUCUGGAGUUUCUUCCUCAGGAGUUUCUUCCUCAGGAGUUUCUUCCUCAGGAGUUCCUUCCUCAGGAGUUUCU
This is a messenger RNA of Penaeus indicus, 540 nucleotides long. Its product is annotated as mucin-21-like. Lineage: Eukaryota; Metazoa; Arthropoda; Malacostraca; Decapoda; Penaeidae. The transcript has a single exon. The record is from RefSeq and is a predicted model, not a curated record. The annotation marks the transcript as partial.